UAGCUGUAUCAAAGUGCUUUCCGGUGUCCCAGCCAGAGCGGAGCUCAGAUUGGGGAGUUGAUAGUUUUGUGCUGACGGCUAACAUUAAUAUCAUUACUAUGCAGCCAAGUCACGGCUGGGGAAACUGAGGAGACUUGGUCUGGCUAUGAGUUGCUACAUGAUUGGUCAUAUUCCUAACUUUAUUGUUAAAUGAUUAAAACCGCGUAACUUAAUUCACCUUGCCCAGACCGCCCUCCUUUGCUAGCUUAACUAGUUAACUUAGCAAACGAAUCUCUACCGGGAGUGUUAGCUAAGGCUGACUAGCUCAUUCCGCAGCUAACUUAAAAUGACGUGCAGGACACCUCAAGUGUUUCAAUGGAGCUAUCAGGAAGUACCACUAGCAACCAUACCCUGAACUCAACAGGUGGUGGUUCAUGGGAGAUCAGUGACAAGGCCAAGCUUUGUCGCUUCCUCUGCUAUGGCUCAGAGGGAGCCUUGUACAGUACCAGAGAGAAUGGUCACAUCAGCGUGGAGAAGACUGGAGCCCUGCAGUCCAUGCUGCAGGAGAAACAAGGCACUGAGGUGUUGGAGGAAAUAAAAAGGUUCGCUCAGGAUGGGCAAGCUGUCAGACUAGAGCCCUCCAUUUUUGCCUUGGCUUUGUGCUCCCAAAACCCAGAUGUGAACACCAAACAGGCAGCGUUCAAAGCCCUGAAGGAUGUUUGUCGUGAGCCUGCCCAUCUGUUUUCUUUCAUCAAGUACAAGAAGGAAUUAAAAGAGCACAUGAAAUGUGGGAUAUGGGGGCGUGCCCUGAGGAGAGCACUGUCUGACUGGUACAAUGAGCAAGAUGCCAUGAGUCUAGCUGCUGCAGUGACCAAAUGUAAGCAGAGAGAGGGCUGGUCACACCAGGAUCUGCUCAGACUCUCCCACACUAAACCAGCUAGAGAUGCUAUUGCCUUGAUCAGCAAAUAUGUAACAAAGGGGUGGAAAGAGGUCCAGGUUGCUCAUGAAAACAAAGAGAACGCCGAAGAGGUUAUCAGGGUGCUUUCAUAUCUUGAAGUGGUGGAAAAGGUAAAGCACAGUCGGGAUGAAACUGAGGUCGUCACUUUAAUAGAGGAACACAAGCUUGAGAGGGAACAGCUGCUGACCGAGCAUCUGAAGUUUAAACAGGUAUGGAGCGCUUUGUUGAAGGAAAUGCCUCUCCAUUCGGUGGUAAAGAUGUUAGGUAGGCUGACAUCUGGCAAAGUUCUUGAACCGGGAAGCUCAGAAACACAGUUUUUAUGUGACAGAAUUCAAAGUGAGACGGCACUAAAACAGGCAAAGAUCCACCCUUUCAGUAUACUUUUGGCUACAGAAAACUACAAAAAAGGCCAUGGCUAUCAGGGUAAACCGAAAUGGGAAGCAGACCGCAACAUCCUUAAAGCUAUGGACUCUGCCUUUUACAAGAGCUUUAUGAAUGUGGAGCCUGUGGGUAAAUGCUUUGUUGUGGCAGUAGAUAUGAGCGGGUCACCGAGCAGCAUUGUCCCAGGAACGUCGAUCAGCACUGCUGCUGCUGCAGCCGCUAUUGCCAUGAUUUUUGCAAGGACGGAGGCUGACACACAUGUGCUUGUCUACUCUGAAGAGGCUAUGGUACCAUUCUCUAUUUCUGCUGAUAUGACUCUCAAAGAAGCAACCGAUGAACUGGUUAAGAGCACGAGAGAAAGGGGUGCACAGCCAUCAGGUAGUGCCUUUAUGUUGCAGUUCCAGAGUGAGAGCAGAGACUGCACCGUUCCCAUUCAAUGGGCCACGGAGAACAGGAAAGCUGUAGAUGUGUUCGUCACUUUGAGCAACAACCCACUGUGGACGCUUACUGCCAGCCUGGUGGAGUCUCUGAAGAAGCACAGAGAAACAUCAGGAGCUAAUUCGAAGCUGGUGAUGUGUAACCUGACUAACAUUGGAAUUGCCAUCCCAGACACAGAAGACCGGGGUUUGCUGACCAUCUCUGGCUUCGACCUUGGAGCUUUUAGUGUCAUUCGUAAUUUGGCCCAAGAUCUGAUCUGAUAAGAUUUCUGGGACUUUUCUUGAGAAAUGUAAUGAGUGUAGAAUAUGAAGGCAAAGAGUGGACCAAUGAGGCUCAUUUAGCAUGUAGAGUGUCCCAAAACAGCACUAAUCCAAAAGAUGCUGACAAUUUCAAUUCCAGUUUUUCUUUGUUUUCUCUUGCUCACCAUUCAGUCGACAAAGUGUCCAGCAGGCUGGACAACACUUUGGAAAUGUAAAAUGCAUCUAUAUUUCGUGAAAAUUGAAUAGCAAGUGAUUAAGACAUGGUAUGUGUUAAUGUUUUUAAGAGUCUCUAUAUGAUCAGCUGUUCAGUACUUUGGUGGAUUUUGAUGGAUCGUGAUUUAAGUGGGGGAAAAAUGAACCAAUUCAACAUUUGUAGCAAGAGGUUGGCAGGUUAAGGGGAACACUGCAAGAGUCAGUCAUAGGGUGUUUGCAGAUGUAGGUUUACUUCGGGGGGAUUACCUGUAGUUUUCAACAUGCAUGCAGCAACAUGCAGUUAGCAGGUUUGAUGUAGAGAUACUUAACAUCAAUGAAAGAGAAACCUGACACAAAGCACACAAAGUCAAUGGUAAAACUUGGAGUUGCUUUUUAUUGUGUUAAUUUCACAGAUUUCUUAGAUCAGAAAAGUUUUUUCAAGUAUUAACAUCUUGGAUUCCUUUUACACAGUCUUUGCUUUAGCUUAGCCACAAAUUUUAGUUGUUCUAACAUUUGUUUGACCCUAAGCCCAGUUUAUUGUUUUAAAGCUGAGUUUUCUGUUUUCUUCUCGUGAGGUUAUACUUUAAAAGAAAUGUGGUGACACUUUUUAUAAAGUAAAUUUGGAUUCAGUUUUAACAACACACUAAUGCCAAUGUUUGGGGGUUUUUUUGUUUUUUUUUUGAAAAGUUUGUGUUUCAGUCUGAAUUCUAUGCAUCAGAAUUUACAUUUUACUGUAAUAAAGUAUCUGGAAAGGACCAAUCAUAGCUCUCUGAUACCCGUUACCUUAUCUUUAAUGUGACAUUGUUCGUUCUGAAAACUGCUACCUUUCCAGAAAACUUGAUAUGAAUGAAUUAUUGUGAAAAUUAUUUGAAUGUACUUUUAUAAAACCUGUAAUGGUCAAUUUAAAAAACGUUUUAUAUUUCUCCAGACACAGAAUAAACGUGCACAGCUUAGAGUUUUAGAGACAGGGCCUGUUAAUUUUUGAGGAAAUGUAAACAAAUGAUUACAGUGGUGCUUUUUGUUUUAGUCAACAGUAAUAAUUACUGAGAAUAUUCAGUAAGCUUUACUUAUCACGGUGUCAUUUAGUCUUCAUAGAAUUAAAAGAAAAAUACACACUGACCAUGUAACUGUGAAGGAUGUUUGUCCCAACAUGCUGAUGUUUUCAUUUUUAAUUUUAAAGCAACAUCCACAGUCUUUUUGGUCAACAUAUAAAAUAUUUAUAACAUGACUGUUGACACAGCGUUUUAGGAGAUGGACAUGAGAUUUGGUCGUUCUCAAGUGUUUCACAACCAUUCUGUUGUAUCUGUCCUGCUUAACAUGUACCUACUGUAGCGGCGAUGUAAAGCCCUUCCUAAUAAACAACUUGCUGCUCUGGAAA
This is a messenger RNA of Maylandia zebra (zebra mbuna), 3586 nucleotides long. RefSeq names its product Ro60, Y RNA binding protein (gene ro60). The record is from RefSeq and is a predicted model, not a curated record. Gene Ontology annotation, cellular component: ribonucleoprotein complex. Lineage: Eukaryota; Metazoa; Chordata; Actinopteri; Cichliformes; Cichlidae. Gene Ontology annotation, molecular function: RNA binding.